ACACACACAACUCCAAACUCUCUAACCCUUCUUCACCUGACUGACUAUCAAUGGCCGCUCCCCUUUUCACACUCUCCCUUCUCCUUAUCCUGUGCACCCUAGCCACCGCUACUCCCCCGGGCCUCAUUCUCACCGUCGUCAACAACUGCCCCUUCACCAUUUGGCCCGCCAUUCAGCCUAACGCUGGCCACCCGGCCCUCGAGCGCGGUGGCUUCGCUCUGUCCACCCUCACCCACCGCUCCUUCCCCGCCCCCUCCGGCCACUGGGCCCGUACGGGCUGCAGUUACGCUCACGGCCGCUUCUCCUGCGCCACCGGAGACUGCGGUGGCCGUCUCGAGUGCGACGGCCACGGCGGUGCAGCCCCGGCAACCCUAGCCCAGUUCUCCCUCCACCACGGCCACGCCGACUUCUCCUCUUACGGCGUCAGUCUAGUCGACGGGUUCAACCUCCCGAUGACCGUGACGCCACACGAGGGGAAGGGGCAGUGCCCCGUGGUAGGUUGCCGGGCAGAUUUGCUGUCGACGUGUCCGCACGCGCUGCAGGUGAGAGGACCGCCGCAUGGGGCGGUUGUCGGGUGCAAGAGCGGCUGCGCGGCCUUCGGGACGGAUGAGCUCUGCUGCAGGAACCAUUACAACAGCCCGCAGACCUGCAGGGCGUCGAGCUACUCGGAGUUCUUCAAGCACGCUUGUCCGGCGACCUUCACUUACGCGCACGAUAGCCCGUCGCUCAUGCAUGAGUGCUCUGCGCCACGUGAGCUCAAAGUCAUUUUCUGCCACUAGAAGACAUAAUUGCUUUUGCGUGCAUGGGAUCUGAACUACUGUCUGAGUCGUCUGAACUUUACUCAUAUUUUAGUGUAAGGUUUAUGGAAAAGGAAAGAAAGUAGAUUAAGGGCGUGUUUGGCUGUACUUGCUUUUAUUUCGAAUGUAUCUGAUAAUCAAGUUUAUUUUGAAAAUGAACUGCCAGUAUAUUUGUCUGCCCCCAAAUAAAACUUUCUAGUUUGUAACAAUUUCGACCUUGUUUUUAAAAUAAAAGAUCUUUUAUCCCA
This is a messenger RNA of Sesamum indicum (sesame), 1045 nucleotides long. RefSeq names its product Pathogenesis-related thaumatin superfamily protein. NCBI's taxonomy places the organism in Eukaryota, Viridiplantae, Streptophyta, Magnoliopsida, Lamiales, Pedaliaceae. The record is from RefSeq and is a predicted model, not a curated record.